ACUAUUACCAUGUCUUCGGAUGUUUUAAAGAUUAUCGGGAUAAUAGAUGAUAAUGCGCGGGAUUCUUUCCAAUGUUGUGGUGACGUAGUCAAAGAGACAGUUGUCGUCUACGAUGCUACUUGCAAAUGUGAAAAGGAAAAGAACAACGCGCCACACAUUUCAGCUACCGGCACAUCGCCAGGGGGGUCUCAGGUGUGCGAGUAUAAAGCGGGAGAUAGAAAUGAAGGCAUGAAGAGGAAUGCUAAGGGCAAACGAGCCAGAGGCUCGAAACGGUCUCGCAAGAGGCGUAGGAACCGCGCCGGUGUGUCCCUCUCCUCUGCUUCUAAUGUUGCUGCCCACGAUGUUGAACCUCGCUUACCGAAACGUUUGAAUUGUAAUAAAACGCAAAAUUAAGUAGUUUAUCUAUGAUUUUUUAAAUUAAA
This is a messenger RNA of Leptidea sinapis, 422 nucleotides long. RefSeq lists its product as uncharacterized. Lineage: Eukaryota; Metazoa; Arthropoda; Insecta; Lepidoptera; Pieridae. The transcript has 2 exons. The record is from RefSeq and is a predicted model, not a curated record. Bases 10 to 393 code for a protein of 127 amino acids.